Oryzias melastigma (Indian medaka) is the source of this 2917-nucleotide messenger RNA. Its product is annotated as casein kinase I. The transcript is spliced from 11 exons. Gene Ontology annotation, cellular component: nucleus; cytoplasm; plasma membrane. The record is from RefSeq and is a predicted model, not a curated record. Gene Ontology annotation, molecular function: ATP binding; protein serine/threonine kinase activity. Gene Ontology annotation, biological process: endocytosis; peptidyl-serine phosphorylation; positive regulation of canonical Wnt signaling pathway. Lineage: Eukaryota; Metazoa; Chordata; Actinopteri; Beloniformes; Adrianichthyidae. The coding region runs from base 772 to 2019 and encodes 415 amino acids.
GCGCUCUUACCCUGGAGUGCCAUGCAGAGGCGCACGUGCAACGCAAACUGCGUUACGGUCACUGACGAUGCUGUUCAGCUGGUUAGCCAAACAUCCCACAGGAAAAAAAAGAUGAGCUGAGAAAGCCCAUGAAGAAAACGAUAACAAUGUGUUCAAAGCCGCAGAAGUGUCCAAAAGGAGACAGUAGUUUAAGGUCCUCUAACACAACGUUUGCACUUAUGGAUGAAACUCGUCUCGGGAUGGUUUAGAGGACCGAGCGCCUGUGUUGCUCCUAUGAAGCAAAAGUCAAGCAUUUACUUACACCUGUUUAUUUUUUUUUGUUUUUGACCUCUUGCCUUUAAAAUAGAUGAUCUUCUGUGCAGGUUCUGCGUCAAAGGGAGCCUCUAAGCUACAUUUUUGUUCUUCAACAUUGGCAUGGGGCCUGAAGCGACAGACGUUUUCCAGCUUUAUGUUUGCAGUUUGUUAGCUUCAGACCACAAUCCUCCAUCACUAUCUUAAAAUAAGUGAUGUGUCAUUCCUGUUAACUUCCAUCUCCUAUUCAUUUCUGCAUCUCACAGUUCCUGCGGGGACAAAUAGUGUUUUUGGAUUUGGAUCUAUAGUGACUUCAUUAACUCAGUCCCUGUCAGAACACGUUUAUGUGGCAGCGAGCCGAUCCUCAUCACCUCUAUAGGUGAACACUAGGCAGCCGUCUUGGUGGUUUGGGUUUUUUUUUCUCCUGUUUGGUUGCAUGGAAUCAGCCUAAUCGUGGAGAGGCCGGGCUAUCACAAGCUGAUGGACUUUGACAAGCGGGGAGUUGGAGGAGCGGGAGGUGGAGGGAAGGGCGAGGCCGAGGAAGGGAAAAGGAUGUCUGGGAAAUAUGGCGGACGAGGUGCUGGCUCCAACUCCGGAGUGCUGAUGGUGGGACCAAACUUCCGAGUGGGGAAGAAGAUAGGAUGUGGGAACUUUGGAGAGCUGCGACUUGGAAAGAACCUGUACACCAAUGAAUACGUGGCCAUCAAACUGGAGCCGGUGAAGUCUCGGGCCCCUCAGCUCCACCUAGAAUAUCGCUUUUACAAACAGCUGGGAAGCUCAGAAGGCAUACCUCAGGUGUUCUACUUUGGACCAUGUGGAAAGUACAACGCCAUGGUUCUGGAGCUUUUGGGACCAAGCUUAGAAGAUCUGUUUGACCUCUGUGAUAGAACCUUCUCCCUGAAGACUGUACUCAUGAUAGCCAUACAACUGAUAACUCGCAUGGAGUUCGUUCACACCAGGAGCCUCAUCUACCGCGACGUCAAGCCGGAGAACUUUCUAGUGGGCCGACCCGGCUCCAAAAGGCAGCACACUAUUCACAUCAUAGACUUCGGCUUGGCAAAAGAGUACAUUGACCCUGAGACCAAGAAACACAUCCCAUACAGAGAGCACAAGAGUUUGACAGGGACUGCCAGAUACAUGAGCAUCAACACGCAUCUGGGGAAAGAGCAAAGCAGACGAGACGACCUGGAAGCUUUAGGCCACAUGUUCAUGUACUUUCUCAGAGGCAGCCUGCCCUGGCAGGGACUAAAGGCUGAUACUCUAAAGGAACGCUACCAGAAGAUAGGAGACACAAAGAGAGACACACCAAUAGAAGUGCUCUGUGAGAGUUUCCCAGAAGAGAUGGCCACCUACCUGCGAUAUGUACGUCGACUCGACUUCUUUGAGAAGCCAGAUUAUGACUAUCUGAGGAAACUCUUCACGGAUCUGUUCGACAGAAAUGGAUAUGUGUUCGAUUUCCAGUACGAUUGGACUGGGAAACCGCUGCCCACUCCCAUUGGUCCAGUGACAACAGAGACUCCACUUCCAGCAAGCAGUCGAGAGAAAGCAGCACAGGCCAAAAACCAGGUGAUGAGUUCAACAAAUGGAGAACUGAACACAGAUGACCCCACCGCCGGACACUCUAACGCACCAAUCGCAGCUAAUGUGGAGGUGGAAGUAGCUGAUGAUACGAAGUGCUGCUGUUUCUUCAAGAGGAGGAAGAGGAAAGCUCUCCAGAGACACAAAUGAAAAUGAGAUGAAACCGAAACCUUGGCUUUCGUCCUCGUUUUUUUUCUGUUUCCCAUCUGUUCUCCUCCUUCAGCUUGUCCUCUCUCCUCUCCCGAUGGAGUCCCUGUGAUGUGGUGGAGCAGCAGGCUAAACAAGCAUUUCCUCCCUGAUCUGCUGGCUAUUGUCGCUGUGGACUGAGCAAACGCAGAGUAAAGGCUAUUCAUUCACCACAGACUUGAACCCUGGGAUAGAACUGAAUAGCUGUGGACUUCAUAUAUUUAUGGCUGCAGAAAGGACUGGAUGUGGAUCUGCAGAGGCUGUGACUGACUGAAUAGAUGAUGGAUUGUAUUAAAUGCUCUUUUUUUUUUCUUCUUCCUUACUGACUGGCUCAGAGGAGAGAAAAGCAUUUCUGAGGAGAGAAAGAAUGGACUCCAAAAGCGAGGGAUCGCGUGUCAUGCGCUCUUAGAAAACCCAACACAAUACUUGCUGCACAAUGUUGAACUCAAACUGAAGAGACUCCAUGCAGCUGUGGUACAGUUUUCAUUUCCUCAGGUCAAAAAUACUACACAGUAAGUGACUCAGUCUGCACCAACUGCAGUCACUGUAAUACCCAUUUACCCUCAGUAGAAAAAAACAGAAUCAAAACUUUUACAGGUAUGUUUAUGUAAAACCUUUUAUUUUUUUCAUAUUUUAAUUUGGAUCUAAAAAGGUUUUUCAGCACAGGUUUUGAGCUGAAAAAACUAUACGGAGCCUUUUUAUUACUCACCCCCUCAAUCUUGUUUCAAAGAGGAUAUUUUUUGUAGAUUUUAGUGUGUUCCUCUGUUAUUUUUAAGUUGUUUAUUUUCUUCUUUUUCUCCUGUUGGAGCUCUCAAAGUUGGAUAAUGACAUUGGAAAAAUAAACAACCAAACAUAAUCUGUA